AUGGCGUUGGCUUCGGAUCGCGGCGAGGCCUUGGAUGCUCCAAAGCCCACUCUUCUCGAAAGGCGAUCGAACAAUGACAAAAAGGAGAUCCGGAAAGUGGAUCCGAGUCCGAGCUCCUCCGCUGCUGGCGCAGACGCUGAAGAGCUGCAUCUGCGAGAUGCACUCGCGUGGGAUGGGGACCCUGAAGUUUGCCGAGACAUGACGCCGCACGCUCGACACAUAUCACUCGUGGAUGAGCGCCUGAGAGACGGGCCGCCCUUCGACGAUCGCCCGGCCGAAGUCCCUCUAGGAACUGAGAAUGCUUGCACUUGCACCAAUGAUGCGAACACGUGGGGCCUCCAGGUCACCCUCCUGCGCCACCAACGGGUUUUCCACCAGAUUUCUCCCCGGCCUGGACCCCGCCGUGCCUGA
This is a messenger RNA of Symbiodinium sp. CCMP2592, 411 nucleotides long. The record is from the annotation of a GenBank genome assembly. Lineage: Eukaryota; Dinophyceae; Suessiales; Symbiodiniaceae.